AUGGAAGAUAAUUUAGUUAAAGAAUCAAACGAAAUAAUUGGUUCUUGUACCGUUGAUGGUGUACAUAGUAGUAUUAUGCAGAAGAAUAUGUGUUCUUCUGAUAUAAUAUUAGAUGAUACGAAUAGUAAAUCAUUAUGCGAUAGUAAUAAGUUAAAGAAAGAUAAUGAAAAAGGAAUUGAUGAGAAUAUAAAAGAAACUAGUACCUGUACAUAUACGGUCGACGAGAAUGUAAUGAAAAGUAAUGAAGAAAAGAAUGACGAGGAUGACGAUGGUAGCAAUAAUGUGGAUGUAGUAGGCGAUAAUAUUGGUAAUUUACCAAACGAAAAUAUGGACAAUAGAAACAAGAAUGAUAAUAAUAAUAAUAAUAAUAAUAAUAAUAUACAAUAUGAUAAUGUCAACAAUAAUAAUAAUAUACAAUAUGAUAAUGUCAACAAUAAUAAUAAUAUACAAUAUGAUAAUAUCAACAAUAAUAAUAAUGUACAAUAUGACAAUGUCAUAAACAAUGAUAGUAAUAAUAUUCAAUAUAACAACAAUAAUAAUAAUAAUAAUAAUAAUAUUAAUAAUAAUGAUAGUGGGGCGUAUAGCCAUAGUAACGACAUUUUCAACAGCAAUAUUAAUCAGAUAGUACCAUUUGUUAAUAAUGCAAAUAAUGAAGAGCAAAACAAAAUGAGAGAACACAUAGGUAGCCAAGAACCAGUCAUAUUAAUAGACAAAAUAGAAAGAUGUCUAGUUGUUGAAUGGUAUGAAAAUAAUAUUCGUAGAGAACAAAGAAUAUCAUAUAAAAAAUAUGGUAAUGAUAAAGCAAAAUUAAGAGCUAAAGAAUUAAUUGAGAAAUUAAAAUCUGGAAUAACCUUUGAACAAUUAUAUCCUGAUAAAGGACCGCCUAUAGUACGCGUCUUUGAAAAUGUAGGUGUUUAUAAUGUAUCAUUAAUUAGAGAUAGAAUUGAAAGAGAAUGGAGAGUAGAGUGGUUAGAGAAUGGUGUUCCUAUGAAAGCUAGAUGGUCAUGUAAAAAAGUAGGUAAUGAUGAAGCACAAAAAAGAGCUGAUACAUUUGCUCAAAGUAUGAUAAAAGGUAUUUUUAAUCCUAUAUUGUUACAUAAAGCAACAGGUACAAGAUUUUCUAGAUCUGAUAAAUCUGUUGUGAAGAUUAAUGUUUAUAUGAAUAAAAAUAUAAAAUGUUUAACUAAUGGUAUAGAAGAUGAUCAUAACACAGAUAAUAAUAAUAAUAAUAAUAAUAAUAAUGUUGUGAAAACAUUUUCAAUCAAAGGAGAAAUACCAAGUAGCUCUUUGAAUCAUAAAGUUACAAGAAGUUAUAGAAGAAGAAAAAAAAAAAAUGAUAUAAAUAAUGCCAUGGAGCUACAAAAUAGAAAUGUAAGAAGCAUGACAUAUUUGGUAAAUAAUAAUAACUCGUAUUUAAAUCAUAGUAAUAAUAUGAACCCUAAUUUGUGUAAUAUGAAUCUUAUGGAUUAUCAAAUGAAUGAAAUAUAUCAGGGAAAUAAUAUGUCUAAUAUGAUGUUGUUAGAAAAUAAUAUGAAGAACAUGAUACAUCAUAACAAUAUGAAUAAUGACCUUUUGUUAAAUUCGGAUUUAUAUAAUGAUAAAAAGAGAACUAGAAGUAGUCGAACGACUAGAAAGAGAAAUAUAUGUAAAACUGAAAAAUCUAUGAUAACAAAGAAUGGUAAUAAAUAUAUGAUAAAUAAUGAUAUAGAUAUUAAUGAUAAAAAUAUACAAAUGAAUAAAAAUGAUAUAUUAGUAAAUACUUAUUUAGUAAAAAAUGAAUUAUGUAAUAACUAUCAAAAUGAAACUAAUAAUAAUAAUAAUAAUAUUAUUAUGAUGAUGAAUAAUAAUAAUAAUAAAAAGGUAAAGACACAAUUAAAUAAUAAUAUAAAAAAUAGUUAUUAUAUACCAAGUGAACAAUAUGAAAUGUUUUGUUCAGCUAAUAAUAUUGUUAGUGGUAAUAGAAAUAAAAGAGGAAAUAAAAGUGCAUACAAAAUAACAAAAAAUAGUAAGAAUAAUGAUUUUGUUAAUUAUAAUAAUAUAUCGAAUACUAUUCCAGACAAUGUAACAGAUGAAGUCCAAAACUAUCAGUAUAUGUUAAAUGAUAAUAUGAAUGGAGAAUAUUUAAAUCUAAAUGAGUAUCCUAUGAGAAAUACAGAAGAUGGUGUUGAUAAUUAUUAUCAGAAUAAAAAUUAUUAUUAUCUUUAUAAUAAUAACAAUGGAAUGUUAGUGAAAACAUAUGUAGUUGAUCAAGAAGGAAAUCAUAACCUUGUUAAAAAUAAUAAUUUUGUUAAAAUAGAGAAUGCGGAUUAUCUUUAUGGUGGUGCAUCUACAAAUAGAUGUCAACCACUUGGGGAUAAAAGAAUUAAUAACAAUUAUGAUUCAUCUUCAAAUAAAUAUAAACAAAACAUGUUAGAAUAUAAUAAUUAUUAUAAUUUAAAUGUGGAUAAAAAAGGUAUGAAUUUUACAGGAUCUGUAUCUAGUUUGGACGCAAAGAAAAAGAAAAGAAAAAAUUCUAGAUCUUCGAAAAGUCGUAACACGUUAGAAGCUCCAUAUGAUAAUUAUACUAUAAACUAUAAUGUUGCGUGUACUAAAGAUAAAAGAGGUAAAAAUAAAAAAGACACCUGCGAGAAUAUUAAUGAUAAUAUAUACGAGAAUAGAAAUAAUCAUGAGACUUUAGUCGGUGCGAGGAGAAGAACAAAAAGGGUAAUAGCAACAAGAAAAAAAAAAAAUGGAAGAGGAAAAUAUAAAAAUAAUGAUAACGAAGAUAAUAAUGAUAUAGAUGGCAAUGAGAAAAAUAUUGGAAAUGAAAAGGAUAAAGAAAAUUAUGAAGAAAAAAUUGAACAAGGAUAUAUUAAAGAGGAAUAUGUAGUACAUGGUUGUGAAGAUGAAGUAAAAGGUUUGGAAGAAAAUAAGGGUAGAAAAAGAAGAAGAAUAAAAUCAUCAAAAUUUUAUGAUAAUGAUGAAUAUAUAUAUUCGUUGGAUAAAACAUAUAAUAAAAAAAAAGCAUCACAAUAUAAUAAUGAUAAUGAUAAUAAUAAUAAUAAUAAUAAUAACAAUAACAAUAACAAUAAUGAUAAUAACAAUUAUGGUAAUACUAUGGUACAGAAUGAAUUUAAUAGAUAUAUUAUGAAUAACAAUAAUUAUAUGAUAAUGAAUAAUAUGAAUACAAACAAUAUGCUGAACAAUGAGGGUCAUCAUUUAAAUAAUAACAUAUAUUGUAAGAAUGAAAUGCAAAGCGUUUCAUUUAAUAAUAUUAGUGGAGAAAAUAUGAAUAUGACGAAUAUACCAAAUAUAGUAAACAUGAACAAUUUAACAAAUAUAAAUUCUGCGUAUAAUGUAAAAAGCAUAGAAAAUUAUAAUAAUGGUGAUAAAAUGAAUAACCACCCUAGUUUUGUAAAUAAUUGUAUAGAAUUUGUUGAGAAUCCAAGAGGUUAUAGAGUUCCAUAUGAAUAUCAAUCACAGAGAUUUUAUGAAUAUUUCGAGGUACCAUUAAAUUCACGUAAGGAAUUUGAAAUGCAGCAAAAAUAUUUCGCGAACUUAUUUUCAUUACAUAUAUUGGCAGUUGGAUGGAAUGUAAAUAAAGGGGAUGGUAUGGAGAAUAAUAAUAUCCCCCAAUUGACUGAUCAAAAUAUGAUACCAAAUGGUAAUAAUAAUAAUAAUAAUAAUAAUACUUACGAACUUGUACCAUAUAGUGAGAAAGAGAAUAUUAUGAAUAAUAAAGAAUUGUUAUCAUCAAAGGAACAAAUUAAUGGACCAUAUAUUCCUUAUAAUUAUAAACCUAUAUAUCAUGUUGAACCAUUUAGUUCUGAUGUAAAUAAUAAUAUGAAUAGUAAUUGUAAUUAUUAUAUUGACUUAGAAAAUAUGAAUAGUGCUAAGAUUGACGGUAAGGAAUAUACAUAUAAUGAAGUUCAGACAAUGAAUAAUUAUAGAGCAAUAAAUAAAAAAGAAAGUCUUGAAAAUGUAGCUAACUAUGAAAAUAUGAUGAAUUAUGAUAAUAUUUCAAAUUAUAAUAAUCCAGAUGAUGUAAUAAUAAACCAAAGAAGCAACGUUGCUAAUAUUAGUGAUCAUAAUAAUAAUUUGAAUAAUAUAUCUGCUGUGAAUGAUGUGCAUAAUAUAAUAGAUAAAAAUAAUAUGAACCAUAUUCAAUAUUAUAACGAUAUGAAUAAUAACAUAACAAAUUAUGCUAACAUGAAUGCAAUACAAAAUAUAAAUAAUAUGAAUCCAAUAAUGAUAGAUCCAAAUAACAAUGCUGAUUCUGUGGAAGAGUUUUAUGAUGCAAUCGAUGGAUGUAAUGUGGUUGAUACGAAUUAUAUGGUAGGUACAAACAAUAUGGUUGAUCAAAUUCAUUUUAAUGAUGUAACUAGUAAUGUAGGAAAUAUGAAUAAUAAUCUAACCAAUCUUAGUAAUCCUUAUAAUAGCGUAAAAGUAAUAAACGACUUGAACAAUACGGGUGAAAUGAAUAAUAAUAUGAUCAAUUUAAAUAAUAAAAAUGAAAUGACUGGUUUAGGUAAUAUGAAUGAUAAUGUACAUAUUAAUAAUGUAUCUGUUAUAAAAGAAAAUGGUAAUUCCAAUAGUUCAAAGGAAAUGAAUCAUAUGAAUAUGGAGAAGUUGUAUGUAUCCAAAAUGAAUUAUCCCACAAAUGAUUUAAUACACAUGAACAACAACAAUAAUAAUAAUAAUAAUAAUAAUAAUAACAACAACAAUAAUAAUAAUAAUAAUAAUAAUAAUAAUAAUAAUAGCAAUGUGAAUGUAGUAGGUAUCGAAAACGGUGUUAAUAGCACAGUAUAUGAUAAUAUGAAUAAUUAUAUACCUAUGAAUACAAUUAACGUGAAUUAUAUGAAUGACAGUAGAAGUGAUUUAAUGAAUGGAAAGAAUAAUAUAAAUGUGGAAUAUAAAAAUGUAAGAGGUUAUGAUGAAAUAUUAUCUAAUGGGUCGGAUAUGAUAUCUUAUAACAUGUCUGGAUUAAAUCAUUUUAGUGAUAAUAGAUAUAGAAAUGAUAUGGAUCCACUCGGUAAAACAAACAUUUUGAAUAAUCAUAACAAUAUUGGAAGUGUAAACAUAUAUAAUAAUCAAACGGAUUUAAUAAAUAACUAUUAUAAUAAUAAUAAUAAUAAUAAUAAUAAUAAUAAUAACAAAUAUGCAAAUAUAAAUUCUAGUGAUAUGUACAAAGAACAAUAUUAUAACACACAUAUGAAUCAUCUUAUAAAUGAUAAUAAGGAAAUAUCUAAUAAUUUUGAUGAUUCAAAAAAGAAUGUUAAAGGAAUAACAAAUGGUGAUAACAAAGAUUUAUUAAAUGUUCAUAAUAAUGCAAAUAUAAAAAUUAAUAAUACAUGUAACAUUAAUGAUACCUUAAACAUGUUGCAAGAAAAUAAUAUCGCAACAAAUAACAAGGAUCUACAGGUUAUUAAUAAAAAUACGGUGUUAACAUAUACAUGUAAUAAUGAUGAUAUGAUAAAUAGUUUCAAUGGUGUUAAUGAUUUAUCAAAUGAUCCAAAUGAUGGCGCAUUAAAUGAUAAUAGAAAAAAUGAGCCUUCAUUUAUUAAUACUAAUAUUAAUGUUAAUAAUACGAACAAAAAUAAGGUAAACGGAGAUAAUGACAUAGAGAGCACUACACUUUUAGGUGAGGAUAAUAAGAAUAAAAUAAAUGAAAAAACAAUACAUAGUAAUAGUAUUUACAAGAAUUGUAAUGGAAGUUCCGACGACGCUAAUGUUCCAUAUGAAAAUUCGGAUCAUUUAUAUUUUAUGGAAAAAGAAAAAUAUGCUAGUGAUAAUGUAGUAAAUAGAAAUGCUCAUAAUCAAUUUAAAGAUUCAUAUUAUAAUUUAUUAAGUAAUGAAGAUGUAAAUAAUAAUAUAAUUAAUGAAAAUAAUAAUAAUAGUGAUGAUAUGUCAUGUAAUCAAUAUAUGAAAAAAAAUAACAAUACAAGUAAUAAAAUAAUAAAAGAAAUGAAUAAUUAUGAUUUUUAUUCUAAUAAAAAAAUGAUAGAUAAAUUGAGAUCAACUUCAAAUUCUAGUACAAUAAAUACGGAAUACUUACCUAGUAAUUUGUUAAAUUCAAUAAGUAUCAAUAAUGUGUCACAAUCUAAUCAGAUAAAUGAACAUGUAGACAAAUAA
Molecule: messenger RNA, 6111 nt
Organism: Plasmodium reichenowi
Lineage: Eukaryota; Apicomplexa; Aconoidasida; Haemosporida; Plasmodiidae
Product: SPE2-interacting protein
Exons: 1
Coding region: 1-6111 (2036 amino acids)
Source: RefSeq, a predicted model, not a curated record